Molecule: messenger RNA, 2271 nt
Organism: Paracoccidioides lutzii Pb01
Exons: 5
Coding region: 1-2271 (756 amino acids)
Biological process (GO): positive regulation of transcription by RNA polymerase II; negative regulation of transcription by RNA polymerase II
Cellular component (GO): transcription regulator complex; nucleus
Source: RefSeq, a predicted model, not a curated record
AUGAUGAUGGCGCAGCCAUAUCCUGCCCACCAAGUUGGCAUGGCUCACCACCCCGUGAUGCCUCCUGGUCAUCCUAUGGCUGGGGCCCAACACCCAAACGCGGCACAUCUCGCUGGACAAGCUCCAGGAGCCGGUAUUGUACAGCAGCUGCAUCCUGGUGUCUCUGGUCCAGGGGGACCCCAGGCGACGCAAGGGGGUCCAGUGAUGGGCGGCAUGCCGCCGGGCACCACCGGUCCAGGCGGACCUGGCCCCAGCGCUCACGCAUUAUCGCAUCUUGGCCCUACCCACGGACAUCAAAUAUAUCACCCUCAGCAGAUGGGGCAAAACUAUCCCAACAACCCACAAUUACUACAACAUCAACAAAUGCUGAGACAACGACAAAUGAUUUUGCAGCAGCAGCAACAGCAUAAUCAACAACAGCAACAACAACAUAAUCAGCAGCAGCAGCAGCAGCAUCAACAUCAGCAGCAGCAGCAGCAGCAGCAGCAUAACCAGCAACACCAGCAGGCGCAGCAACUUAAUCAGCAGCAGCAAGCGCAGCAGCAGCAACAGCAACAUGGAGGAAUUCCCGUAUCUUUGCCGAAUGGAACCCAAGGCUUAAAUGCUGCGCAGCUUGCUAUUCAGGCUAAUCCCAAUAUGCGACCCUUUCCUCUUCACUUACAACAUCUUCAAGCCCAAGGGCAUCAAGGACAAGCACAUACCAUGCAACAUCAACAGCAGCAAUACCUUGCGCUGCAACUAGCAGCCCAACAAAAUCAGCAGAACCAACAAAAUGCCCAACAACGAGCUGGUCCGCAACCUCAAUCUAUGCAUGAUGCCCAGAGCACCCCUCCUCAUCCGCAACCUGGCCCCCCUAGCCAAGUUAAUACUCCACAACAGUCUCAACAGACAAACCAACAGCAACCUACUCCGUCAUCUCAAGCACCUCCUCAGCAAGGUCAACAGCCUCAGUCGCAAUCACAAAACCAACCACAACUCCAACAAGUAGCAAAUUCGCAAAACCAACCCCCACAGCAACAUCCCCAACCCCAUCAGAUGACAGCCCAUGAAGCGCAACUCCGAGCUCAACAGCAAGGUGCCGGCUCUGCAAUGAUGAUGCCACAGAGAAUGUCCAACCCCAUAAAAAGAUCUGCGGUUCUCCGAUUAUUGACAUUUGCGGAACACCUGAGCGCAUUCUCCGCUCAGUCACCCCAACCUGGUAUAGAGUAUUGGAGUCGCUUUGUCGACCAAUUCUUUUCUCCAAGCGGAGUCUUGCGACAAGGACUUUGGUGUGCAGAGCAGGGCGCUAAACAGUUCGAGAUAUCUACGCCUGCUCUCGCCCGAUAUUACUACACUCAGUUUACCAGUGGCAUAAGACAUAUACAGAUGAUUGUCGAAAAUGCGCAGGAAAAGGAACUUCCAACUGGUAGUCAAAUUGUCGAGAGUCACAAGACAUGUUUCAUCUACUUUCUAGCUAAUGAGUGCCAAGUCGUUGCCCAUGGCACACUAAGAGCGCAUUACGACAUAAAUGGAAAAAUUGAUAUUCUCGAUCUUACCACUAAGAAUCACACGGAGUAUAUCCCGCGCACUGCGUUGCAACCAGUUUCUCCAGAGCAGAAGCAAAGCCCGAAAGUUGGCAAGGGUCUUGCCAAGAGAGUACAGCAAAAGCAGCCAAUCGGACCAUCAGUUACCCUUCCUGAGUCCAUAGUCACGGAACACGGUGUCCCAUCUGCAGUAAUUAAAUUUUUAGAGGUCGCGGAGACAAUCUCUCAAAUGCAAACGUUGUUUCAAUAUUCAAUACAAUGUCCACACCUGUCCCCUCCAGACGCGCUCCGACAAUUAGUUGCUUCUUUCAAUUCUCAUCCUCAAGUUAUUGCAUUUAGCCAGGGGCACAUGGGACCUCAACAGACCCCUGGACAACGAACACCUAGCCUUAACGGACCAACACAAUUCUCUUCACCUGCCGCAGCUCAUCUAGGCCUACCAGGAAGCCAAGGCUCUCCCCAUCUCGCAGGACCGACUCAUACCCCCAGUCCGGCGCAGAACAGCAUGGUAGGGCCCAUUGCAAUGGUUGCGCAGCAAAGCCAGCAGGGUACGAAUACAAGUGGCAGUCAAGGAACGAGUGCCAAUACCAGUCCCAAUGUGAGCAACAAACGCCGGCGAAGCGCCAUCAAGAGUGAAGGGGAUGAUACUAGUGUAAUCCCAGACGUGAAUGGCACCGGUCCAAAUGCAUCAAAAGCACCGAAGGCCAGUCCAAGGGUUGGCGGCAAAAGGCAAAAGGGCACAAGCUGA